AUGUCCUACAACUGCUCCACAAAGAAANNCUCUUCCAGGCUGAUUGGAGGACAAUACACUGUGCCAGUGGCCCCAGUUGCCACAGUUUCUACCCCGGAUGUUGACUGCCUGAGUGGCAUCUAUUUGCCCAGCUCCUUCCAAACUGGCUCCUGGCUCCUGGACCACUGUCAGAAGACCUGCUGUGAGCCCACUGCUUGCCAGCCAACCUGCUACCAGCCAACCCCUUGUGUCUCCAGCCCUGUCCAGGUGACCUGCUCUCGGCCAACCACUUGUGUCUCCAAUCCCUGCUCAACUCCCUGUAGUCGGCCGCUCACCUUUGUCUCCAGUGGCUGUCAGCCCCUGGGCGGCAUCUCUACUGUGUGCCAACCAGUGAAAAGUGUCUCCACUGUCUGCCAGCCAGUGGGAGGAGUCUCCACCAUCUGCCAACCAGCCUGUGGGGUCUCCAGGAUGUACCAGCAGUCCUGCGUGUCCAGCUGCCGAAGAAUUUGCUGAGUUUGCAGGGGCCCGUGAACGAAUCAAGACUCCAUGACCUGCCAGCUGUGUUUCCAGGAUCUUCCAACAAGCUGCCUGUCCCUGAAUAACUCUUCAUUGCUGACCUCCUGUUCUAACUGCCUGAUUGCUGGCUGCCAGGCUUGAAUAAGCUGACUUUGGCAAUCUAACGUUUUUCUGGCCUGCACCAAUCUUGUUUUAAGGGUUUGAUCACUGGUGGCACGUAUACCUCUGGAUGUUUCCAGAAACUUACCACCCAUGCCCCAGUCUCUAAUGGUUUUGGCAUGUUUUGACCUAGCUUCUUUGUCUUCUGGCUUGUUUUUGUGCCUCGGAAAAAGGGAACUUGUUUCGCUCUGUAUUUCUCAAUAAACUUUAAUUACUUGGCAUUGCAAA
Lipotes vexillifer (Yangtze River dolphin) is the source of this 882-nucleotide messenger RNA. It is a transcript of the gene KRTAP11-1, whose product is annotated as keratin associated protein 11-1. Bases 1 to 492 code for a protein of 163 amino acids. The transcript has 2 exons. The record is from RefSeq and is a predicted model, not a curated record. Gene Ontology annotation, molecular function: structural molecule activity. Lineage: Eukaryota; Metazoa; Chordata; Mammalia; Artiodactyla; Lipotidae. Gene Ontology annotation, cellular component: keratin filament.